Molecule: messenger RNA, 744 nt
Organism: Penicillium angulare
Lineage: Eukaryota; Fungi; Ascomycota; Eurotiomycetes; Eurotiales; Aspergillaceae
Product: Ubiquitin carboxyl-terminal hydrolase
Exons: 2
Coding region: 1-744 (247 amino acids)
Biological process (GO): ubiquitin-dependent protein catabolic process; protein deubiquitination
Cellular component (GO): cytoplasm
Molecular function (GO): cysteine-type deubiquitinase activity
Source: RefSeq, a predicted model, not a curated record
AUGUCCUCCAUACCAUCCGCAGAGCUAGUUGACGGCCGCAAGACAUUCAUACCACUAGAAAACAACCCAGAAGUCCUAUCCUAUCUCUGUUCAAACCUAGGCAUAUCCCCAUCUCUCACCUUCCACGAUGUAUUCUCUACUUCUCUCGAUCUCCUAGCUCUAAUCCCCCGACCAAUAAAUGCAAUCAUCCUCCUCACAGAAUGGCCAAUCUACAACGCAACCCGGUCCGCAAUGGAACCUACCAUCCCGGAAUAUCAAGGAUCAGGUCCGAACGAGCCGGUGAUCUGGAUAAAGCAGACAAUAGGACAUGCAUGUGGCUUGAUGGCUCUCUUACACUGCAUCUUCAAUUUAGACGGGGGACGAUAUAUCCUGCCUGGUUCUACAUUGGGGAAGAUCCGGGAAGAGAGUAUACCGUUGAAGCCUCAUUUGCGGGCGAAAUUGUUAUAUGAUUCUAUGUUUUUGGAAGAGGCGCAUAUGAAGGCCGCAUCUGCGGGUGCUUCUCGUGCUCCUUCGCCUCGGGAUGAGAAUCAUCAUCAUUUUAUCGGGUUUGUGCAGAAGGACGGGGAAGUGUGGGAGUUGAAUGGGGGGAUGAAUGGUCCAUUACUGCGGGGGAAAUUAUUGGAUGGAGAUGAUUUGCUGAGUGAGCGAGGAUUGGCGAUGACUGUACAGGGCUUUUUAGAUGAAGCUGCAAAGGGGGGAUUUGGAGAGAUGAGCAUUGUGGCUAUCGCUGGUGCGGAGAGUUAG